This is a messenger RNA of Amoebophrya sp. A25, 1880 nucleotides long. NCBI's taxonomy places the organism in Eukaryota, Dinophyceae, Syndiniales, Amoebophryaceae. The record is from the annotation of a GenBank genome assembly.
GUUACUUGGUCCUGCUGGUGUUUCGAAGUCGAUGAUGUGUUUCCCGAAUUGUGCCUGACUUGAUCGCAUCAGCUUAGCUGGAAGUCUUCGGCUUACCCGAGUCGCUGCUUGUCGAUAUUCUUCGUCUUCGCCCUUCGCUACUGCUGCUCUUCGAUUUAGUCAAAUGUUGUACAGAUGAUAGGAUAUACCAGGAGUCAUAUUACAAUAACUUCGAUCUCGUAGUAAGUUGGUUCUGUAAGAACUGUUAAAUGUGAACAUUCGUGAAAUAUUCGUUGAUUGUCAAUUCAAAUUGUCGAUUUGAAGGGAAUAUCCAAGAAUUUUCAGUUUUAUUCCAUUUUAAUUGAAUUCAUUUCCUGACGAAGAGCUUUCACCCACAAUCAAAAUUGACUCAAAUCUUCAGAUUAUGCUUUGAGCCAUGACUCAAUGUCUUCCAUUAGUGCCAAAUAGGCACUGUAGCAGGUCGAGAGAAGCUACAACUUCAUAGUUUUCAUCAAGAAUAGUCCUAGCAAUAGGAAUUUUAGCAUAUGAAGUCCUCUUUGAUGGUGCCUCUGUCAAAUGAUCGUAAGGGACCUAUCGUCUGCUGGAAGUGAAAAGGCAUGCUAGUCAUCUAGAUUGAUAGUGCUACUGACUCUCUAGUAGGGAGAACACACUAAAGAUUAUCCAGGCGUCCUAUUGAUUCACUCACUCACUCACUCACUAGAGUGAGUGAGUAUUGAUUCUCUCAUUCUCUAGCACCUGUUGUUCUCCAAAAACAAGAUGUCACACCUACUCGAUCCAUACAAGUACAGUUUUCCUGCCGCCAUACCUGGUGGGGGAGGCAGCUUGCCACCUGCGACGGCAACUAUGAUGUUUAUGGCUUGGCUUAGGCUUUUAUUCAGGUCGAUGUGGUCCGUCAAUAUUCGUGGAGCUCAGCGAGACUGGAUACUACAAUCACUAGAGUAUUUAAUGUUCAUCGUCAAUACAAUUUCUGGUGGAGAAAGUGGACAAUGACUUGAUUCCUCGCAACUAGAACCCUAUCUGUCUCUAAAAAGUGGGCGAACGGUGUGAAAGGGCACUAUGAAGCGGCGCAGGCGGCUCACAAUAAGCUAGUGAGUAAUGGCAACAGAGUGGAGACGGUGAUCGCAAGGAUGUCCGCAGCGAUGGCACAGUCGGAGCAAGCAAAGUUACGGGUUUUUGCGUUGGUAGUCUAUUUUUCGAUCGUCAUAGGCAGGAACGUAACAGAAAGAAAAGAAAGAAAGCGUAAAUAGGCAGGAACGAACAGGGAGUCUCCUACUCGUCUAUCAUUGAAUAAAAAUGAUCUCUAGGUUUGAAGAUAUUUAUAGUCUUGCUUAGGGCCUCUAAUCUCUUUAGCUGCCGAAUCAAGUGCAGCAGCGGCUUUCGCUAGGGACAAUGGGUUUGCCGUAGCUGCAGCAACGGCGGACGUUGGACCACUGGGCUGUGCAUUGUCGCUUGUGGGUUCGUUGAUGUUGAAACCAGUAGAGGUGGACGUGUCGGAGGAAGAAGUAGUAGCAGAGAAGCAACGUAGUGAAAAUAUGACAGGAGAAGAUGAUGAUGAUGAUGAUGAUGAUGAUGAAAAGCACAAUAAGGAAGGACAACAAGAGGCUGCAGUAGGCUUGAUAGGGAAGGAAAGUCCCACACUUGAAGGUAUAAACACAGAGGAAAGAAGGAACGACGGAGAGGCUGACAGUGCUUCACCAAAGAGGAAGGAAAGACUGCAGAAGGUAGGAAGAAAGGGGUCCGUAUUUCGAAGAAAGCCGCCUGACACCUCCAAAGAAUUUCUUUAGAAGUAAGUGAAUAGAGGACGAAGCACCAUUGAAAAACUUACUCCUGCAAAGAGACGAUGCCAAAGCUGAGCUGUGCAACGAAGUAGUUGCAAAAAA